This is a messenger RNA of Sordaria macrospora k-hell, 849 nucleotides long. RefSeq lists its product as uncharacterized. The record is from RefSeq and is a predicted model, not a curated record. Lineage: Eukaryota; Fungi; Ascomycota; Sordariomycetes; Sordariales; Sordariaceae.
AUGGCACCAACAACCCCAUUAUCCCACGGCAGCCCAAGUCCAGGAACCGCCCUAGCAAUAGCCAAACGCGCCCUUCUCCUCGCCUCCACAACCACUUUACUCUCCCGCGACCUCUCCCUAAAAUCCGACACCCAAAAAAUAACCCUCGGCGUAAUCUUCGCCUACAUAGCCGCGAUAGCCAUUCUCUGGAACGUGCCCUACAUCCGCUCCAUCCUCUGGCCUUUCAAGAUGCUUGUGAUCGCCUUCCACGAGUUCGGGCACGCCAUCACGUGCGUGCUCACUGGCGGUCGGGUAUUAUCCAUCAGUCUCGACCCCAGAGAAGGGGGCGUGACGCACAUGCAAGGUGGCCGGAGCGGGCUGACGUUACCCGCGGGGUAUCUGGGCAGUUCGUUGAUCGGGGCGUUGUUGACGUUUUGCGGGUUUAAUAUCGUGGCGAGCAAGGUUGCGAGUUUUGUGAUCGGGGUGUGUUUCCUGUUGACGCUGUGGUGGGGGAGGAGGGAUUGGUUGACCAUAGGCACUAUUCUGGCGGCUGUGGGAUUGCUGGUCGGGUGUUGGUUUAUUGCGCAUGCGGAGGCGUUGAGGUAUGUGGUGCUGUUUAUUGGGGUGAUGAGUUCGACGUAUAGUGUUUGGGAUAUUUGCGAUGAUUUGAUCUUGCGCAAGGUCAACAGCUCGGAUGCCAGCGUCUUUGCAAAGAGAUAUGGAGGCUCUUCGCAGUGCUGGGGUGUUAUUUGGUCUAUCAUUUCGUUGGGAUUUAUGGCUUGUGGCAUCAUUGCGGGCAUUGCUGCGUUUCCGCAAACAAGGGCGGAGCAGCAGGAUGAUUCGAAGCAUUUCAUUCCGACGAAGUUCUGA